Messenger RNA from Tricharina praecox, 1119 nucleotides. RefSeq lists its product as uncharacterized. NCBI's taxonomy places the organism in Eukaryota, Fungi, Ascomycota, Pezizomycetes, Pezizales, Pyronemataceae. The transcript is spliced from 4 exons. The coding region runs from base 1 to 1119 and encodes 372 amino acids. The record is from RefSeq and is a predicted model, not a curated record.
AUGACAGACAGACCCCAAGCGAACUACGAGCGCUCCCAACACAACAGUUUCAAAGGGUCCGAAACCCCCGAAGCGCUAUGCUUGCGCUCUCUCUACACUCCGGAUUACGAGUCCUAUAAGAGCCGGAAUCCCUCACGAGUCGAAGGAACCCUUGGCUGGUUCCUCGGCCAUGAGAAGUAUCGGCAGUGGCUGCAGGAACAAAGGUCGAGUCUUUCGUGGGUGUCGGCGGAUCCAGGAUGUGGGAAGUCGGUAUUGGCCUUGUUCUUGGUCGAUGAGCUCGAAGAUCGUCAAUCGGAACCAUCCGCUACUGUUUGCUACUUCUUCUUCAAAGGUGACAACGAAGAGCAGAGAAGAGCAGAGUUCGCUCUCUCCGCUCUACUGCACCAGCUUUUCACAGCGAAGCCGUCCCUUAUCCGACAUGCCACCAAAGACUUCGAAAGCAAGGGCGAUAACUUUACGGAGGAUAUCGGCACGUUGUGGCGUAUCUUCACAAGCGCAACAGCAGACCCGGACUGCGGCGAUGUGAUCAUUAUCUUCGACGGCUUGGACGAAUGCGAAGUAUCGACUCGAGAAAAGCUCAUCGACUCUUUGGCACUGAGUUAUGCCGUGUCGGCAAACCGCACGAUCCCCACCACAAGAGACACGUCUCUCAAGUUCCUCCUCACCAGCCGCUCCUGUGGCUCGAUCGAAAGAAGGUUCAGAGGGCUUCCAAUCAUCAGACUGAGAGCAGAGGCGGAAACGCUUGCGAUCGGUGCAGACAUCGAACUUGUCGUUAACUCCGUAGCCGAAGAACUUAGGCACAUGUGCGGGCUCACUGAGCUUGAACGAGCACGUCUUCGUGACCACCUCGUCCAGGACGCCGAUGGGACAUGUCUUUGGCUUUCGCUAGCCAUCGAGAAACCCAGCGACUACGGGGAAAGCCCCCUGAAGGAUGUUCUUCGAAUCCUUAACACACCAAGUAACAUGGAUGCCGUUACAGAUGGUCGAAGCCGUGUUCCGGUCGGGCGCUACGGAAGUGUGGCGGUGUAUGGCUAUCGCGGUGGCGGUGGCUACGACAUAAGACGGGGGCAUUCGACUGGGAGCGUGAUCGGUGCGGACCGUAUCUAUGAACCGACGUAA